AUGAGUACCGCGUGUCACUGGCGGCUCUCAGUCUGCUGCGCGGCCGCACUGCCUCCUUCAACGCCCUCCGCCGCCCUCUCGUGGCCGCGCAAUCCGCGCUCCCUGCUGCCCCUCCCUGCUGAGUACCGCGUGUCACUGGUGGCACUCAGCAAAGCCUGCUGCGCGGCCGCACCGCCUCGUUCAAUGCCCUCCUCUCCCUCCGUCCUCUCGUGGCCGCGCAAUCCGCCAUGCCUGCAGCAGCGGCAGAUUGUUAUGCUGGGAUACAGAGAGUACACCCUCACUCUGCUGGCAGCAGAUGAGAGCACCCGCAUGGCAGCUCACUAUACCGUGCACCCGAUUCUACUGGAUGUGCUUGUAGCGAAGGCCAAUGCGGUGGAGGGUGCAGGAAUCAACUAA
Molecule: messenger RNA, 396 nt
Organism: Closterium sp. Yama58-4
Lineage: Eukaryota; Viridiplantae; Streptophyta; Zygnematophyceae; Desmidiales; Closteriaceae
Source: the annotation of a GenBank genome assembly